AUGGACGCUCCCCGGACAGUCCUCCCGAUCCCGGUGGUGGUGAGGCCCGUCCGUCCGGCCAUGGGCCCCAGCCGGCCGGGGAGCCGUCCCCCGCUGCCCUCUCGCUUCCGCCUGCUGCUGCUCCUGGCGUCGGGGGUCCUGGGGGUGGGCUGGGCCGCCUCCGGCUACCUCCGCGGGACCCCUUUGGCCGCCCCGCCGCCCCGCAGGCCUCCGGGGACCGUCCGCCCGGCUACCUCGCCCGGACACGGGGGGACCCGGACUCCGGCCUUCGACACCCCCCGCACCCAGGCGGGCCUGGCUCCUUGCCCGGCCCGCUCUCCGCACCUGAGAGGUGCCGACCAGCUGGCCUUCCCGCCGUCGCUCACGUGGGACCACGUGCGCCGAAGCAACCCCGGGGUCCGGCGGGGUGGCCGCCACCGGCCCCCCGAAUGCCGGGCCCUCCAGAGCGUGGCCGUCCUGGUGCCCCACCGCGCCCGCGAGCGUCACCUGCUCUACCUCCUGGCCACCCUGCACCCCUUCUUGCAGAGACAGCAGCUGGACUAUGGCCUCUACGUCAUCCACCAGGCCGGGAGUGGCAAGUUCAACCGAGCCCGGCUGCUGAACGCGGGCUACCUGCAGGCCCUGAGGGAGCGCCCCUGGGACUGCUUCAUCUUCCACGACGUCGACCUGGUGCCCGAGAACGACCACAACUCCUACACGUGCGGCCCCCAGCCCAGGCACCUGGUGGUGGGCAGGAACAGCACCGGCUACAGGCUUCGCUACCAAGGCUACUUUGGGGGCGUCACCGCCCUGACCAGGGACCAGUUUGCCCGCGUGAACGGAUUCUCCAACAAUUACUGGGGCUGGGGGGGAGAAGAUGAUGAUCUCAGGAUCAGAGUGGAGCUGCAGAAGAUGCGGAUUACACGGCCGUCGCCCGAUGUGGCGCGGUACACAAUGAUCUUCCACACCCGAGACAAGGGCAACGAGGCGAACGUGGGGAGGAUGAAGCUUCUGAACGAGGUGGGCCGCGUCUGGAAGACGGACGGGCUGAACUCGUGCUCCUACCAGCUGCUGGCCGUGGACCACGCGCCUCUGUACACCAACGUGACCGUGGCAUUCCCGCCGGGCUCCUAG
Messenger RNA from Tachyglossus aculeatus (Australian echidna), 1113 nucleotides. RefSeq names its product beta-1,4-galactosyltransferase 4 (gene B4GALT4). Bases 1 to 1113 code for a protein of 370 amino acids. Lineage: Eukaryota; Metazoa; Chordata; Mammalia; Monotremata; Tachyglossidae. The transcript is spliced from 6 exons. Gene Ontology annotation, molecular function: glycosyltransferase activity. Gene Ontology annotation, biological process: carbohydrate metabolic process. The record is from RefSeq and is a predicted model, not a curated record.